This is a messenger RNA of Castor canadensis (American beaver), 1093 nucleotides long. NCBI's taxonomy places the organism in Eukaryota, Metazoa, Chordata, Mammalia, Rodentia, Castoridae. The record is from RefSeq and is a predicted model, not a curated record.
AGCCGGGCUUCUGUUUCCGGGUCGGAGCCAUGGCGGUGGCAAAUUCAAGCCCUGUCAACCCCGUGGUUUUCUUUGACGUUAGCAUUGGCGGUCAGGAAGUUGGACGCAUGAAGAUCGAACUGUUUGCAGACGUCGUGCCUAAAACCGCCGAGAACUUUAGGCAGUUCUGCACUGGAGAAUUCAGAAAAGAUGGGGUCCCAAUAGGAUACAAAGGGAGCACUUUCCACAGGGUCAUAAAGGAUUUCAUGAUUCAGGGUGGAGAUUUUGUUAAUGGAGAUGGUACUGGAGUUGCCAGUAUUUAUCGGGGGCCAUUUGCAGAUGAAAAUUUUAAACUUAGACAUUCAGCGCCAGGCCUGCUUUCCAUGGCAAACAGUGGUCCUAGUACAAAUGGCUGUCAGUUCUUUAUCACCUGCUCCAAGUGUGAUUGGCUGGAUGGGAAACAUGUAGUGUUUGGAAAAAUCAUUGAUGGACUUCUAGUGAUGAGAAAGAUUGAGAAUGUCCCCACGGGCCCCAACAAUAAGCCUAAGCUGCCUGUGGUGAUCUCACAGUGUGGGGAGAUGUAGUCCAGAUGCAGACUGAAUCAGUAUAGUGAACUCCCUGGCAAUAAACAGUGUGUGGACUUUUAUUUUUCUGUACUCCUGGGACUAAAACCUGCAAAACAGAAGGAUUGGUCUUUGUUCUGAAGAUCCACAAAGAGCUGUGACUAAAAAAGACAUAGACCUUGGAGCCAGUUAAGCAGACCAAGAAGCCCUACCACUAUCUUAACUUGGUGAUCUUAGUCAAGCCUCUAAACCUUUUGGGAUUCUAGUUUGCUUCUUUGCAUAGAGAUAAUACAUACUGUACAGAAUUGUGAAGGGUGAUUAAUAAAUGAGACAAUAUACUUGGUCACAAGUGUUGCUUCAUGGUUCUUGUGUAACGUCUCCACUUGGCUCUGGGGAAUCAAAGGUCUGACCUCUGGUGAGAGUGAGACCAGUUCUACUCUGGGGAAAAGAGGAUUGGGAGUGUAGUAGAGAGGUGAGAACACUGUCUCUCAUGAAAUGUCUCCUUGUGGUUCCCUUGAUCUGCUUAUCUCUUUGUCCCCCACAUUGACCUC